Molecule: messenger RNA, 2250 nt
Organism: Auanema sp. JU1783
Lineage: Eukaryota; Metazoa; Nematoda; Chromadorea; Rhabditida; Rhabditidae
Source: the annotation of a GenBank genome assembly
AUGGUUUUAUGUUUAUUUGUUUUGUUAUUAUAUGCUCCGAUUGCUCAAUCUCUGCCAUUUACAAUUUGGCUGCCACCAUUCAAUGAAAGUCGUCAUAUAUAUCAAUUAUGUAAUAAUGAAAUGGAUAAUAUCAUCUUAUUAUCAAACAAUACACAAGUUAUUGAUUAUUUUAUUCAAAAAUAUGUUUUGUGUUAUUCUGAUUAUGAAGUAUUUGUGCCGUUGAAGUAUCAACCGUUAGUUUGGGUCAUGCGGGCUUUAAGAUUCUGUGAGGUCAAUCAAAUUUUCCAAUACAACAAGCAUCGAACGCAGUUCCAUCGAGAAUUUCAGAAACAGUUUCUACGAUAUUCAUACGCUGCCAUCUGUGAUCGCGGAGCUUUAUUGAAGACGACAGAGAAGAUGUCAUACUAUGUUUAUUCAUCUCUAUUUAAUAUUCUAUAUUUAGCCCAAAGUCCAGAAAGAGAGCAUGUUUGCAAUAGCAUUUCACAAGUUUAUACUGAUUUAUACAGUCGGUGUUAUGUUCCACAUGUUGCUAAACGACAACAGAAAAUUCAAGAAAGAUGUUCCAGUGCAACUGCUCCUUUGUUGAAAUUUCGAUCAUUUUUUCAACGUUUUUCAAGAGAUUGUGAUACGUUUGGAGAAUUUGUUAAUCGAUCUGCUUGGUCUGUUCACAACAUGGGGAGAGCACUUGCAAAUGAUACUGUUUUCAUGAACUUACUGAGUUCGGAUCUUUACUCUAAUAUUCAUUCCGAUUCACAGUUACCGUCUCUUGUGUUGAGAACUCGACUUCUACUUCAACAUUUCUCUUUGGCGGCUGUUAAGCUAUGGAAGCAGGUUGAUGAGUUUCGAAAAUGCCGAAGUAAUGUGAUCAGUCAGGAACGUUACAUAAAUGAAACUGAUGAUGAUGGACAUUCUCGAUUAUCUCAAACAGUUUCAAGUAUUUGCUGUAACAGUAACAGUAAUCACAUUUGUGAGCUGCAGAAUGAAAAACGAUUCAGAAUUUUAUCGGAUCAGGCAUCUAUUGGUUUCCGUAUAGAAUUCGCGUUAUUAGCGAUGGUCUGCUUCAAUACAGCAUUAUUGGCAAUCCUUCUGUUACGAACUAGUCGUUCUCUAUCAACUGCAACUGUUUUGUUUGUGCUCAACAUAAUGUUCUCCAAUUUGCUGUUUCUUCUCUCUUUUGCAUUCUUCUUCUCUGAUCUUCUGCAGGACAGCUCCUAUGGCGAUGUUAAUGAUGAUCACUUCGAUAAAUCAGCUGAGCUUAUAAUCGCGGAGACGCUACAGACUCAUCUGUUCGAUAGCAGUUCCUUCAGGAAAUAUCUAAUCCAAGAAACAUUAUAUUCUUUGUCACAAAAUGGCAGUUUGAUUGGCCUCAUUCAUCUACUCGUUCUCGUGCUGAUCGUCAUUAAUCGAUCGAUGGCUGGAAGCUCCGUACAUAUAAGUAAAAUAGCUGUUGUUUCAUUAUUCGCAGGCGUCUGGAUUGUUCUGAUAGUAACACAUGUCAUGUUCUCUACGAUGCAAAUAAGCGCGAUUCGUCAUCUAGAUGAACUCUUUGCGACUUUGAUAAAGGGACGAGUAUAUCUCAAUUGUGGAACAAUCCCUCGCUCAGGUUAUGAAGAAAUUGCAGGACAAUGUGAUAGAACAGCUGUUUUUCACAUGUUUGGAGCUUAUCUACUACGUGGACACACGUUGUUCACUUUAUUCUUUCUGACUGCUUCCAUUGUCAUUUUCACUGUAACUAUAACAUAUCAUAUCAAAGUACAUCGAGAUUGCGACUUGGCUCAUAGUGGACUGAGAGAACAAUCGCCUCAUCGACGUCGAGAACGUCUAUUUCACACAUUGAUUCUUUCUAUUACUACUUUUUUCAUUUCUGUUCUUGGGCAAACAUACAUUGAGAUAGCUGUCUUCUGGGUGAAUGAUCGAGAAGACGUUGCACGGUUAACUAAAUGGUACCAUUACGCUAGAAUCGCUGCUUAUGUGGAUCCACUUCUUAAUCCACUCAUCGUUGUUGCCCGAACUCCUGCUCUUCGACGUCAUCUCAGAGCUCAAUGGACUUCUGUUCGAUCUCACGCAUCUUCUAGGGUGAGGUCACUUGGAGGAAGCAGAAAAUUUCAACGCGGAACAUCACUCGAUAGCGCUCAGAGGAGUGAUGUAGAAGUGAAACUAUGUCGAACGGAUAGACCAUGCUCAACUAUUCGAAGAGAUACUUCUCACCGUCGAAGCGGAGAUUCGCAAACGCACAAUUCUGUUGUAUGA